AUGGCAAAAGAGAAGAUUAUUGAUCAAAGUCAAUCUGAUGUCAAGAUAAAGCUUAUUGGUAGACGACAUGGUGAUGCUCGAACAUAUAAUCUACCAACCGUAUCUGAAGUGGCUGCUUUAGUAGUUGGUGAUUUUGAUGAAUCGAUGGGGGAUAGAGAUUUAAUUGUUGAAACGCAAACCGGAGAACUCAAGCGCAUUAAUGAAUUACAUGCAACGUAUCUUGGUUUGCAGUAUCCAUUGUUAUUCCCAUAUGGUGAAGAUGGAUUUCGUGAAGAUAUUCCUUUAAAUGUGCCGGGAAGUUCAAGUGGUAAUAAUGCUCGCAGUAAUGUUACUAUGAAAGAUUACUUUGCUUUCCGGUUGCAUGAAAGAGAAUCUGAUGUGACGACAAUUUUGACUUCUAAACGUCUAUUUCAACAGUUUGUGGUUGAUGCAUACACUAUGAUUGAAUCAUCUAGAUUGAUGUAUAUACGCAUGAAUCAGAAAAAAAUGCGGGCUGAUUUGUAUAAAGGCCUCACAGAUGCUCUAAUAAGAGGUGAAACAAAUCCAGCAACCAGAGGAAAAAGAGUGAUAUUGCCAUCAAGUUUUGUUGGGGGAGCUCGAUACAUGGUGCAAAAUUAUCAAGAUGCGAUGGCUAUAUGUAAAUGGGCUAGAUAUCCUAAUCUAUUCAUCACAUUUACAUGUAAUCCAAAGUGGCCUGAGAUUGUUAGAUAUGUUGAAAAACGAGGAUUGAAACCGGAAGACCGCCCUGAUAUUGUUUGUCGAGUUUUCAAAAUGAAGUUAAAUAAUUUGAUUAAUGAUCUACGUAAAGAGAAAAUAUUCGGCAUUGUGAGAGCAGUUGUAUACACUAUUGAAUUUCAAAAAAGAGGACUUCCACAUGCACAUAUUCUGCUCUUCCUUUGGAAUGAAGAUAGAAAUCCUUCACCAGAUAAUAUCAACGAAAUUAUUUCAGCUGAAAUACCGGACAUGGAUUUAGAUCCAAAGUAUUAUACAGCUGUACAUGAUUUCAUGAUUCAUGGUCCAUGUGGAGUAGCAAAUAAAAAUUCGCCUUGCAUGGCAAAUGGUCGUUGCACAAAAUAUUUUUCCAAAAAAUAUGUUGAGACAACGAGUGUUGAUGAAGAUGGUUAUCCAUAUGGAGCACAUAUAAAUGUUGAAUGGUGCAAUCAGUCACGGUCGAUCAAAUAUUUGUUCAAGUAUAUCAACAAAGGAAAUGAUCGUGUUACUGCAUCUUUCUAUAAGAGCACGGAUGAUGGACAUAUGGAAAAGAAUGUGGAUGAAGUGAAUAUGUAUUAUGAUUGCAGAUACAUAUCACCAUGUGAGGCUGCAUGGCGAAUCUUUGGAUUUGAAAUACAGUACAAAGAUCCUCCCGUUGAAAGGUUGAGUUUUCAUAUUCCGAAUGAGCAAAACAUAAUAUUUUCAGAGUCGGAUACAUUAGAUGAGGUUUUGAGUAAACCUACAAUUGGACAAACCAAGUUCUUAAAGUGGUUUGAGGCAAAUAAGAUAUAUCCAGAAGCAAGGAAACUUUUUUUUUUGAAAGAAGAAGCAAGGAAACUUACAUAUGCAGAAUUCCCAACACAAUUUGUUUGGCACGCAAAGAAAAUAAAUGCAUGGGAACCAAGAAAAGAAAGGUACUCGAUUGGAAGAGUUGUUUAUUUACCUCCUGGGAGUGGAGAAAUGUAUUAUUUGAGAUGUUUACUCAACAUAGUACGUGGACCUACAUGUUAUGCGGACAUAAGAACUGUUAAUGGGAUUGUAUAUGGUUCAUUUAAGGAAGCUUGCUAUGCAAUGGGAUUGUUGAAUGAUGAUAGAGAAUACAUUGAUGGUAUAGUUGAAGCAAGUUGUUGGGCAUCUGCUAAGUCUUUAAGAAUGUUAUUCGUCACAUUAUUGUCGUCCGACUCUUUUGGAAGCGUAGCAGAUGUUUGGAAUGCAUGCUGGAUAUAUUUAUCAGAUGAUAUCUUAUACAAUCAAAGAACUAUGCUGCAUCAUCCAGAACUACAACUAACUGAAGAACAAAUCAAGUGUUAUACACUACUGGAAAUUGAAAAACUGUUGAGUAGUUUUGGAAGGACUUUGCGAGAGUUUGAAGGCAUUCCUUAUCCAAGUUCUGAAUUCUUCGAAACUGAUCAAAAUAAAUUGAUCAGUGAUGAACUAAGAUAUGAUCGAAAAGCAUUAACAGAUGAACACAAAGCUUUGAUUUCUAAGCUUACCGAUGAACAACGAUGUGUUUAUGAUACUGUUAUUAAUGCGACACGGUCAAAUUAUGGAGGAAUGUUUUUCAUAUAUGGGUAUGGAGGUACGGGAAAAACAUUCAUAUGGAACACUCUUUCAGCAGCUCUAAGGUCAAAGGGAGAAAUUGUUUUAAAUGUUGCUUCAAGUGGAAUUGCGUCCCUGUUGUUGCCUGGUGGAAGAACAGCUCAUUCACGAUUCAAAAUUCCCAUAAAUGUCAAUGAGGAUUCCAUGUGCAACAUCAAUCAAGGUUCUCCACUUGCAGAAUUGAUUGUUAAGUGUAAGCUUAUUAUUUGGGAUGAGGCACCGAUGAUGCACAAGUUUUGUUUUGAAGCAUUGGAUCGAGGUCUACGAGAUAUAAUGCGGUUUGUCAAUCCGUCAAGUGCAUCCACCCCUUUUGGAGGAAAGACAGUUGUGUUCGGGGGUGAUUUCAGAUAG
Molecule: messenger RNA, 2661 nt
Organism: Salvia miltiorrhiza (redroot sage)
Lineage: Eukaryota; Viridiplantae; Streptophyta; Magnoliopsida; Lamiales; Lamiaceae
Exons: 4
Coding region: 1-2661 (886 amino acids)
Biological process (GO): telomere maintenance; DNA repair
Molecular function (GO): DNA helicase activity
Source: RefSeq, a predicted model, not a curated record